UCGUUUGUCUGUCCGUAAUCCUUCGCGUCUUAGUGAUUUUCGCUUAUAUUAUAAGUAUAUAUUAUCAUAAUAUUUAUUAUUCAGUCAAGAGUAUCUAUUAUUGCUGGAUAAUUCAUUUUUCAGUAGUAUAAUAAUUCCUAUUACGUGUCUUGCGAAACGUAAUGUAUUCUGUGUACAAUAUUGACUCAAAUGUAAAUCCGUGACUAGCUAUAGUUAGAGAAAUAUCAUGUCUAAUAAAAGACAUGAAGACCAGAAUGAUGACCAACAAGGUCAGAAAUACCAUACUAGAAAAUCCAGAGUAAAUGAAAAAAAUACCCUAUUUGAUUUUAAGUCGCUUAAUCAACAAAAUGGACAGUCGCAUUCAAGUGGUUCCAAUUCAAAGGAAAAACAAUAUUCAGAUAAUGGAGAAGAAAACUGGAGAAAAAAUCAAAAUCAAGAAAAUAGACAAUCGCAGUGGACCUCAAUACAUAAUUCAGAAAAUCGACAAAAAAAUUGGAAAGUUAAUAAAAACUCAGAAAAUAGACGAGAAAAAGUGAGAAACAACAAAUUUGAGCAAAAACAAGACUUUGAUAAUGGCAAUAAUAAUAAAAAUUGUGAAAAUAAGUUUACUUUUAAAUUCAAACACCUUGAAGAAUUAUGUAGUAAGGAACCUUCUGAGAUUGUAUUUGUGAUGUCUAAUAAAACUAAUGGGUUCAUGGAUUUAUUCAAACAAAAUAAAGAACCGAAUUGGAUAUUCUUGCUUAUGAAAGUUUCAGCCAAGAUAUGUUCUUCAGAAUUAAUGCAAAAUAAAAUUUCAUUACUAACAGAAUUAACAUGCAAUCAAUUUUUUAGUCAUAUAAAAUCCUAUAUACUGAGUACACCUACAGAAAAAAAUAAAAAUCGAUGCAACAAUAUGAAUGCGUUUUAUGAAGAUUGCUUAGCAGUUUUUCAAUCUAUAACUAUAUUAUUUCCAAAAACAGCAGAAGAAAAAUUGAAAGAAAUAAUAGUUAGUUGUAAUAUUGCUUUAACUGGUAUUAAAACUUAUUGUGAUCAAAUUAAAAUAAAUGAAACUACAAUCAUUGAAAUGAAUGGACUAUUACAAAAAUUGAAUGAAACUAAAGUGACCAAUGAAUUAAAAUUAAAAGAAAAAUGUAUGAUUGAAAACUUAGCUCAUAUUAUGCCUCCCCCCGAAAAUUUUAGGGAACUUACAGUAUAUCCAACCGCAAUUGAUCUUAAAUAUGGUAAACCAUUUUUACGACCAAAUAUCUCAAAAGGAGCUUAUAAAAACGUAGACCACUAUUUGGACGUUCAAUUUCGUCUUUUACGUGAAGAUUUUAUUGCUCCACUUCGAGAAGGAAUACAUUUUUAUAAAGAAUUAAUAAAUGAUCAACGCCAACCUCAACGUCGGAAAAAAAUCAAUAAUAUCCGUAUUUAUCAAGAUGUUGAAUUUCAAAAAAAAGGUGAAUUUGUUCGUGAUAAAUAUGGUUAUUUAAUAAACUUUGACAUAAAAAAAAAAUUGAAAAUCAACUGGGAAAUGGCUAAACGUUUCAUGUAUGGUUCUUUGUUGCUAUUUACUGUUAAUGAUUUUAAAACUUUUUUUUUGGGUAUCAUUUUGGAGCGUAAGAUUGAACUUUUGAAACAAGGAAAAUUGAUUGUAGAAUUAUUAGAAAAUGCAAAACCUUUAUUUAAUACAUGUCUUACUAUGGUAGAGAGUGAAGUAUUUUUUGAACCAUAUAAAUGCUCAAUGGAAGUUCUUAAAACUAUGAAUGCUCAUAAUUUUCCAAUGGAGAAAUAUAUAAUAUCAGCUUCUAAAAUAGUAGAUUAUCCAUAUUACUUAGACACAUUACCUGAACCAUUUUAUUCAAUUGAUGAUUCCCAAAAAUUCUAUCUACUGAAUAAUCUUGAAUGGCCCACUAAAGAACAGCUACAACUUGAUAAAAUGCAAUUCAAAGCAUUCAAAGCAGCACUAACUCAAGAAUUUACUAUUAUACAAGGUCCCCCUGGCACAGGAAAAACAUUUAUUGGUUUAAAAAUUAUGAAAACAAUUAUAAAUAAUUUAUAUAACAAACCAUGUCUUUCUAAACCAAUUUUAGUAGUUUGCUACACUAACCAUGCGUUAGAUCAAUUCAUGGAAGGUAUUUUAAAUUUCACAAACAAAGUUAUAAGAAUUGGUGGUCAAUCUAAAUCUAAAAUAAUAGAAGAAUACAGUUUAAGAAAUAUCACUCGCAUGUACAAAAAAUCCAUUACCACUAAUAGAGGUCUAAGAAAUGUUCAAGAUCAAGUCAAAACAACUAUGGAUAACAUAAAUUAUUUUAAGAAAUGUAGUGAAGUCGUAGGAUACAACGUGGGAAUUUUAGAGUUAUCGCUAUUAAAAAAUGGUAUGCCUAAAAAAUAUCAAACAUUUUUUAAUACUACCUUGGAUCUUCUCUCUUGGUUAUUUCAAGAUCCUAAUUAUUUUAAUGUAGACCCAAUUGAAUUUAUAACUGAAAUUAACCCUGAUUUGAUUAACAAAGUUUUUCAUUCUGAAAAAUUGUUGAAAAUUGAAAAAGAAGCAAUUGUAGAUGAUGAUGAAGAUAUUCGAUAUGAACCAGAUUAUUUAGACAUCGAACAUAAUUAUAAAGAUAUUGUUAUUUAUAGUAUAACUUUAGAUGACAUUAAACAUGCUUGCAAGGAACUUCUUGAAAACAAUAUACGAUUAGAGAAUUUAUCAAAUUUAGAUUUAAAUUACUACAAUGAUUUUAAUGAAGCCAAAUUCAACUUUGAUAUAAUGGAAAAGAUACAUGAUUAUUUUGAAAAUAUGUUGAAUUUGGCUAAUGUUUAUAUGGAACUACCAAAAUCAGUAAAAGAUUUAAAUGAAUUAAAUAUGGGUCAAAGAUGGUCUUUAUAUUUUUGUUGGGUACGAGAAACAAAAGAGAUGUUUGAUCCAAAAAUAAUGAAAUAUGAAGAAAAGUAUACUCAAGUUUAUAAGCAAUAUUCUGAAUUAAGAGAGUUAGAAAACAUAGAGUUAUUAAAUAAAAUGCAUGUAAUAGCAUUAACUACUACUGGUGCAGCUAAACAUAGAAUAAUGCUGGAAGGUCUAGAGUCGCCAAUCGUUAUUGUUGAAGAAGCUGCUGAAGUUUUGGAGGCACACAUAGUUUCAUCAUUAACAAGGCAUUGUCAACAUCUUAUAUUGAUAGGUGACCACAAACAACUUCGUCCUAGUAAUGCAGUUUACAAACUGGCCAAAGAUUUUAAUUUUGAUAUUUCACUGUUUGAACGUAUGGUUAAUAAUGAUGUACCUUGUUACAUGUUGGGUGAACAACAUAGAAUGCGUCCUGAAAUAGCAUCCCUUAUAACUCCAUCGAUCUAUAAUGAAUUGAAUAACCAUAUUUCUGUUAACAAUAGAGAACACAUUCGUGGUGUUAACAAAGAUGUGUUCUUCCUAAACCAUAAUGUGUAUGAAAAAGAAGUUGAAGAAAUUUCAAGCAAAAGUAAUGACCAUGAAGCCAGAUUUUUAAUUAUGUUUGCCAGGCAUUUAAUUUUACAAGGAUAUAUAACAAAUCAAGUGACAAUAUUAACAACUUACAGUGGUCAAUUAUUUCUAAUUCGUUCAUUACAAAAAAAACAUUCAAUAUUAGAAGGUAUGAAGAUAACUGUUGUUGAUAACUAUCAAGGCGAAGAAAGUGAUAUCAUAUUACUAUCACUAGUUAGAAGUAAUGAAAAUGGAAAUGUUGGUUUUUUAAAAACGGAGAACAGAAUAUGUGUUGCAUUAUCAAGAGCAAAAUAUGGAUUUUACAUAAUGGGUAACAUGAACAAUUUAUAUAAUUCUGGUAAUUUGUGGAAACAAAUAAAAGAAACAUUGGUAAAUCAGGGUUCAUAUGGUGACGAAUUAUCAUUAGAAUGUGUUGUACAUUCUGGUAUUAUAUCAAAGGUUUCAAAGAGUGAAGAUUUUAAUAUAAUAAUGGAAGGCGGUUGUACCAUGUUGUGUAAAUCAUUAUUAUUAUGUGGUCAUUAUUGUUCAAGUAUAUGUCAUUCUUAUGACCGUGAACAUUUGGAAAUAAAAUGCAGGGAGCCUUGUAACAAGUCCUGUGAUUAUAAUCAUCCAUGUACAAAAAUAUGUUAUAUGGAUUGUGGAAAGUGCACCGUACUUAUGACAAAAGAUUUACCAUGUGGUCAUCUGUCGACAUUACCAUGCUAUGUUGAUAUUGAUACUUAUCAGUGUGAAGAAAUGGUCGAAACGAUGCUAGAUGAAUGUGGUCAUAAAAUCAUGAAAAAGUGUUAUGACAAAAGUCUAAAUUGUUCAGUUAAAUGUUAUAUUCGGUUAGAUUGUGGUCAUGCUUGUGAACGCAAUUGUCACAAGACUGAUGAUCCAGACCACAAAAUGUACAUGUGCUUAAAACCUUGUGAAAAUAUUAAUUACAAAUGCUCUUUAAAUCACAAAUGUAAAAAGAUGUGCUAUGAAGAUUGUGCAUCAUGUACAAUUAAAGUUAAAAAAACUUUGCCUUGUGGGCACAUAAAAAAUAAUGUACCUUGUGGAUUAAAUUCUAAUGAAGUUAAAUGCAAUCUUCCAUGUAUUCGUCUUUUAAAAUGUGAUCAUAAGUGUCUAGCUAAAUGCUAUGAACCAUGUAAACCUUGCAAUAAACUAGUGAAAAAAGUGAUACCAGGCUGUAAUCACUCAAUCACAAUAAAAUGUAAAACAAUACCAGAACGUAAGCAUUGCCCCAUGCAAUGUGAUCGAAUUUUAAUUUGUGGACAUAAAUGUAAGAAUUUAUGUGCAUAUGAAUGUAUCCCCGAAGAAUGUGAAGAACUGGUGUUACAAAAACAUAGUAAACUCGCUUGUGGUCAUAAUAAAGUUUGGGUCUUAUGCUGUGACAAAGAUAAAGAGUUCCGGCUGAAUAGCCAAUAUUUACUUGAUAAAUGCCGUGAACAGUGUCUACAAAAAUUAAAUUGUGGUGAUAUUUGUUUGGGCACAUGUGGAGAAUGUAAGCAAGGUCGAUUACAUAUUCCUUGCAGUGAAGUUUGCAACAAAAUUAACCUGUGUAAUCAUACUUGUAAAUUCCCUUGUAAGGAACGGUGUCCUCCUUGCAAUCAAAAAUGUAUUUAUUCUUGCGUCCAUUCUAAAUGCCCUCGUGCGUGUGGUAACCUAUGUGUACCGUGCAAGGAAAAAUGUGUAUGGGAGUGUCCACAUUUGAAAUGCACCCAAUUAUGUAAUGAAAUUUGUAAUCGAGAACCAUGUUAUGAGCCUUGCACAUUAAAGUUAAAAUGUGGGCAUAAAUGUAUAGGUUUUUGUGGUGAACCGUGUCCUCCUCUAUGUCGUAUUUGUCAAGAAGAAGAAGUGACCACAAUUAUUUUUGGUAAUGAAGAUGAACCAAAUGCAAGAUUUGUUUACUUAGAAGAUUGUAAACACACCAUUGAAUCGGAAGCUUUAUCUAAAUGGAUGAAUCAAAACGAUAAAGAAAUAUGUUUGAAACAGUGUCCUAUGUGUAAGACACCAAUUUUAAGAACCCAACGUUUCAUGAACCAAGUAAAAGUUAUGAUAGAGGACAUUUCAAUAAUAAAAUCUAAACAGUAUGGAGAAUUAAAUGCUAUUAAAAGAGGAGAAAAAAAAAUCAUUAAAACAUUAAAAUCCUUGGAUAUUAAUUUUGAUUCAAAUUAUUUUAGUGGUCAUAAUAAUGGAUAUGAUAAUAUCAAACAUCUGUGGGAUACAUUUUGCCAACCUUUAAUAGCUUCAUUAAAAUAUGUAGGAAAGCAGCGUUUAAACUUCUCUUUACCUGCAAAAGAUAUAGAAUCUUUAAAUUUUGUCAUUGAUUUGUUUAAAACUACUUCAAAGUUUAAAAAAAGAAUUGAAGAAAUCAAUGACAUCCAAAAAAAACAAAUAAUCACUACCCACUUUAAGUGGUUACUUGAAGUUGCUUUUACUUAUUCUAGACAAUUAUCUAACCAACAAAAACACGAUAUAAAUAUGGAAGUUGCAAGAGGUGCUAGGAUAUUACAUUUAUUCGAAAUCAUGUCUACUCCUAAGUAUAAGAUGGCAAGUGGACUAAAGAUACAAAAUUCUAAUACAACUGAAUUAGUAGACUUAGUAAAAAAUAUGGAGGCUUUAUUAAUGUCAUGUAAAAUGUAUACCGUUGAUAGUGAAACAGACAUAGAUAUAAUAACCAAAUUAAUUAAUGAUAAAUUUGAUGGAUUGGCAAUUAUUACUGAUGAAGAGAGAAAGAUGAUACAUGCCGCAAUGUCUACCAGUUUUCUGGAGGGCUCUAGAGGUCAGGGUCAUUGGUGCAAGUGUCCUAAUGGACACAUUUAUGUUAUCACAGAAUGUGGAGGACCAAUGCAAGAGGCUGUUUGUCCUGAAUGUAAAGUACGAAUUGGAGGGCAAAACCAUAGACAUGCUCCAGGCGUAACAGUGGCUUCAGAAAUGGAUGGUGCUAAUCAUCUCAUGUUUCAAACUUGAUUAUUUUAACUUAUUCACUCAAAGAUAUUAUUUUAACAGUUUAUAUUUUACUUUUAAUUUUACAAACUAUUUGAUUUAAUUACAUUUUUUAUAAUA
Rhopalosiphum maidis (corn leaf aphid) is the source of this 6505-nucleotide messenger RNA. Its product is annotated as NFX1-type zinc finger-containing protein 1-like. Lineage: Eukaryota; Metazoa; Arthropoda; Insecta; Hemiptera; Aphididae. The record is from RefSeq and is a predicted model, not a curated record. Gene Ontology annotation, biological process: regulatory ncRNA-mediated heterochromatin formation. The transcript has 15 exons. Gene Ontology annotation, molecular function: helicase activity; zinc ion binding. The coding region runs from base 227 to 6409 and encodes 2060 amino acids. Gene Ontology annotation, cellular component: nuclear RNA-directed RNA polymerase complex; nucleus.